AUGACUGGCAGAUGGCGACAGCGGUGGCGUAGUCAAACUGGCUGGUACAAACCCGACGUAAUCUGGUCCGACGGAGAGUGGGAGGCCCCAGACAGCUACUGGAACAGUACUCAAUUCCUCGCCUGGCUCUACAAUGACAGCCCCGUCAAGUCCAGCGUGGUCGUCAACGAUCGUUGGGGCAAGGGACUGCGCUGCAAGCACGGCGACUUCUAUAACUGCGACGACCAUUACAACCCCGGGGUCCUGCAGAAACACAAGUGGGAGAACUGCAUGACCAUCGACAAGUCCUCUUGGGGAUACAGGAGGAACGCCAAGCUCAGCAACUAUCGCACUGUCCAAGGGCUCAUAAAGGAGCUGGCCAGCACCGUGAGCUGCUACGGCAACAUCCUCAUCAAUGUUGGACCCACUAAAGACGGCAUCAUCGAUCCGAUAUUCGAAGAGAGGCUGCUCCAACUGGGCAUCUGGCUUGGUGUGAACGGAGAAGCAGUCUAUGGUUCGAAGCCCUGGAAGCACCAGAAUGACACGCUCACCUCGAGUAUCUGGUACACGACGAAUAAGGAGAGCGACACUGUCUACGUGUUUGUCCUCAAGUGGCCCAAGGCAAACAAACUUUACCUUGGAUCACUCGACGUGUCACCUUCCGCGAGCAUCACCAUGCUGGGUCUAGGGAGUGACCAGUUUGAAUGGCAUCAAAACCGAAGUAGGGAGAAUUCUGUUCGGGGAAAACUGACGAUCGUUUUUCCGUCACUCACUCCCGACCUGCUUCCGACGCCCUGGGCUUGGGUGCUUAAAGUAAAAGGAGCCAUUUAGGCACUUUUGCCAGAAAGAUGCCUCCAGUCGUUCCCUUGACGAGAGGAUCUGUCAGCGUAUCUGCUUGUGUUUAAAUGACGUUAACCAAGUACUUACUUGACGACAUUUUUCUUCCACUAGUACACUCCAAUGUAACCAGAAUACAUACUCGAUCAGUCGAUCGAUCGUUAGGCACCGAAUAUAACCUGUAUUUUUUUUUUUUAUAAAUAUUACUGACUGUACGAGUAUCACGUCGAAAUAGCAUGGGGACAUUGCUCGUUUUAACUAAUCGUCUUUUCAGUUCGACCACGACAAAUAUUCCCGCUGCAUUCAUGUACCACUUGUUGUUACUUAUUGCUUUAUUAUAAGCUUAAAACAAUUAGAGCUUUACUAGCAACCUGCAUACACGGUAAUGGGCAAACAUGUUGUUCUCUCGUUUGUUACUCCAGGCCCUUAAUUCAUACCCAGCUGUGUAUUUAGGCUUUCUUCUUUGCCUAUACGUGUCUUUCAC
Ixodes scapularis (black-legged tick) is the source of this 1300-nucleotide messenger RNA. RefSeq names its product alpha-L-fucosidase-like. Lineage: Eukaryota; Metazoa; Arthropoda; Arachnida; Ixodida; Ixodidae. Gene Ontology annotation, biological process: glycoside catabolic process; fucose metabolic process. The record is from RefSeq and is a predicted model, not a curated record. Gene Ontology annotation, cellular component: lysosome. Gene Ontology annotation, molecular function: alpha-L-fucosidase activity. The transcript is spliced from 3 exons. The coding region runs from base 1 to 810 and encodes 269 amino acids.